CAUGAAAAUGGUACUGUGCGAGUCUGGUCUGCAGGUCAUGCUGUUAUGAGUUUACUGUUUGUUAUCGACACCCGAAAUGAAUUUGCCGGCUUCUUGGACGAGACAGACCACAAAUCUUUUGACAUCGUGUUUUCACUAUCCUUAUUUCACAACAGUGUGUACCAUGAUUACUCUCAAGGUGAGGACACCAGUGGCUUCCAUGAGAGGAACACACCCGAAGAAGAACAAGCAUGUGACACAGAUACAUCCGAUGAUGAGUUCCAGAUCACUGGUGACUGGCCUCCGUUCAAAAAGGUCGGUGAUUACGAUCCUUUUUGCGACGACGCCGGAUUGUCCAUACAGAGGCUGGCAUUUGAUGAGAAAUCUGGUCACAUUGUUGUUGGAGGUCGUGCUGGGCAUGUGCUACUUUAUACUUUAGAAGAAACUACACGAGAAAUGACGCCGCAAGUAUUGAAAAUUGAAUUGUGUGAGGCAUCGAAAUUGUCCGUACCUGCAAGAAAUAGUAAACCGUUGCCGGUUCGUACGAAACCUCUCAAAUAUGCUGCGGGAUAUCAACCUUGCCCGUUAUCGGUUCAGAAUAAUAUGCUUGUACAACUUCAACCUCCUCAGCCGGUAUCUGCUGUCGCCGUUCUUUCCGCUCGCAACUUGGUAGCUGCAUCGAACGAAUAUGGAUUUGCUAUGAUUGACAUACAGAGACAGUCGGUACUCCUUCAAAACACUUUAGUCAAUCAGGCAGAUAUGCAACAUGUUGGAGCAUUCGAUGAUGCAUUGUCGCGCUUCAAAAGCAUGAAAAAGUCGAUUCGACAGACUUUUAGAAGGAAGAAGAAAACGCCUGUGACAUCGUUGGAUAACACCUUGGCAACGCACAGUGAUUCUCCGAGCAAGGACAACAGUAAAUUCAAUGUGUCCAGAGUUUUCAGUGAUAAUGAGGAUGAUGAGGUUGAAGUGACAAAACCGGUUGAACGUCUGAUUGAAGAACGCGGCAUGUCUCCUUUGGAGUCUCCGACAUGGUUCAUCCGCUGCCUGAGGUUUCUGAGUGUGCCAGUGAUGGGAAUAGCUGGGGUAAGUAGGAUUCAGUGUACAUCGCCAUGUGAAGUAAUCUUUUCUAAUCGUGAUCCUGCAAGAUCAUAG
Messenger RNA from Cylicostephanus goldi, 1131 nucleotides. NCBI's taxonomy places the organism in Eukaryota, Metazoa, Nematoda, Chromadorea, Rhabditida, Strongylidae. The record is from the annotation of a GenBank genome assembly.